Camellia sinensis is the source of this 567-nucleotide messenger RNA. RefSeq lists its product as uncharacterized. The record is from RefSeq and is a predicted model, not a curated record. Lineage: Eukaryota; Viridiplantae; Streptophyta; Magnoliopsida; Ericales; Theaceae.
AUGGAUGUAUUCUCAAGAUUGAUUGCUCGAAGCGUGAGAGAAGGGAGAAUUUCUGGCUUGCGGAUUCGGAAGGGGUGUCCCAUUCCCUCGUAUCUGUUUUUUGCAGACGACGCUGUGCUAUUUUUCAAGGCCACAGCUGCAGAGUGUCAAGAGGUCGGUAGAUUGUUGCAAUUAUACGGGGAUGCGUCGGGGCAAUCGGUGAAUUUUGACAAGGCCGGGGUACAUUUCUCUGGCAAUAUUUCUUCCUCUCGACAACAGGAGAUAUGUGGGCUCUUACGGAUUCCAAAAAUGAAGGCCAACGUGAGAUAUUUGGGGCUUCCUUCUUGUUGGGGCCGCUCCAAGGCAGAAGCUUUCGAUUUUUUGUGCGAAAAAGUUUUAUCUAAGUUACAAGGUUGGAAGGCUAAAUUACUCUCCCAUGCGGGUUGGGAAAUUCUUAUUAAAGCUGUGGCCCAGGCGCUGCCUACCUAUGCAAUGGCAUGUUUCAUUUUUCCUAAUAAGCUGUGUGAUAAGUUAAGCUCCUACAUUCGAAAUUUCUGGUGGAAGAGUGAUCCGCAUUCAUUGGUCUAG